Molecule: messenger RNA, 2916 nt
Organism: Orbicella faveolata
Lineage: Eukaryota; Metazoa; Cnidaria; Anthozoa; Scleractinia; Merulinidae
Source: RefSeq, a predicted model, not a curated record
ACACGACAGAGCUCGACACAGGCAUGACACAGGCUCAACGCUGGCAACUAACAGCGGCGCAUUACCUAUCCAGAAAAUACGUCAUGUAUUAACCCUUCACGAUUCCCCAUUAUAAGUUGCCAUCGCUCCAAUAUCGAUCACUAUCAUAGUGGGCUUUUACGUAUGGCGUUAUAUUCCCGCCAAAACUCAAACUUUUGUUUGCAACAUUGCUACUUUGAAUUAUCGCUCGUUUUUACACUCGUGGUUCGAACAUGCUGCAUUCUUAUUCAGUGCUCAAUGUAUGUAUGUCUGUCUGUCUGUCUGUCUCUAUGUAUGAACAGUUUAACAGGGUAUUGUGCUAAUGUCCCCACAGAUGGCAUGACAUUGUCCUCAAAACGUUACUCAGAGAUUUAACAAUGAAAUGUUUCCUUGGUUUCACCUAACUGACAUUUAUGUAAACAGAUAAAAAAGAAGCAUCAGUGAAUAGUGAAACUUUUGCCUGCUCAGUGGAUGAAGCCAGUGAAAAAGAUACAGAAGAUGUGUCAGUGAAUAGUGAAGCUUUUGUCUGUUCAGUGGAGGAAACAAGUGGUAAAGGUAAACAAGAAAAGCUAGUUAAUUAUGAAGCUGUGGCAUGCACAGCAAAGAAUGCCAGUUGCAAAGCUGUUGCAAGGAAACGACCACAUGAUAGAAGCAGUGAUAAAGAGAAUGAAGAUCUUGCGAUCAUGAACAAAAACUUCAGGAGAAAAACAAGGGCCAUCAUAUUAGAAACAGACAGUCAAGAGGAGGAAAAUGAUAGUCCAAGUAUUGGGGCAAAUUGUGACUCUAGCGAGAGAAAACAGAUUCAAAGUACUGAAAUGAAAGAUGAACAGGCUGUUGCAAGGAAACGAUCCCAUGAUAGACGCAGUGACGAAGAGAAAACAUCUUUGCCAGGAUCUAAAGACGUCACAUUAGAGAAGGAGAGUAGAAAGGAUCAACAUGCCGAUACAAGUGGAAAGCGAGAGGUUAAAACAGAAGAAGACGAAGAAGUUGUUAUUUCCUGUUCAAAGAAGGGCGAGAACAAUGCUAGGAUAUAUGACAAAAGACAUUCUUGCUUUUAUUGUGACAAGAUGUGUGCAAAAAUUGCUCGGCAUUAUGAACAUCACCACAAAGACGAGGCAGAGGUAGCUGAAACAUUUGCUUAUCCACGAGGCUCAAAAGAUCAUAAAAAAGCCCUUGAAAAGUUGCGACUGCGAGGCAAUUUUCAUCAUAACUUGCGUGUAUUAGAACGUAAAAAAGAACAGCUCAUUGUCAUGAGAAGACCAGGAGAAGAAGAGGACUGUUGUCAAGAUGAUUAUCUACCUUACAUUCACUGUCUGGGCUUUGUAAAGAGAAAGGAUCUUUGGAGGCAUAAUAAAGCGUGCAAUUUCAAGAGCGGCGAUGAGGAUGAUAAGAAUGACAAGGACGAUAAUGAUUACAUGAAAUGCCAAAAACUUCAGACUAAAAGCAAGUUAUUGAUUUUACCGUCAUUAUGCCCCGGAAAGGGCUCACCCUACCAAGAAUUUUUAGCUUCCAUGAAGUCAGACCAAAUAACUCUUGUCGCUCGAAAUGAUUCCGUUAUAUCUGCUCUUGGCACCAUGAUGGUGGAAAAGGUAGGAACUAGCAGAUGUCAUGACAUUUCGCAAAACAUGCGAAACCUUGCACGUCUGCUAAUGUCAUUGAGAGAAGCAGAAAACACUGCAAAUGCCCAGCUGUUGCAGUUCCUUCGUCCUGACAAGUUUGACGUCGUUGUGCAAUGUGUCAUGGACAUUUCCAAGUUUGAUGUAAAGAUGGGUGAAAGUCGCGUCGGUACACCAUCUUUAGCGUUGCAUUUUGGUUACUCGUUGAAGAAAUGCGUCGGAAUUGUCCGUGGAAAAGCACUCCGUGAGAAAGACAGAGGUCUCCUCGAAGAUGUUGAGCAUUUUGAGAAACUCAUUGAAGCUGAGUGGAAUUACCGUAUCAGCCAUCAUUCCAUGACAACACUGAAUGACAGGAGGCAUAAUCAGCCAAACCUUCUCCCUGUUACAAGUGAUCUUCGAACGUUAAAGGAAUACAUUACCUUAAAGAUCGUUUCACUCAGUUCACAGUUGCAAUACGCAAGUAUACCAGAUGUACGCACCUGGCGAGAACUAAGUAAAAUGGUGCUGAACAGGCUGAUACUCUUCAACAAACGGAGAGGGGGAGAAGCUGCAAGACUUGAAGUUGAAACCUACACCAAUCGCCCUGAUUGGCAGAAAAGUAUAAGUCAAGAUGUUGCAUCUCUAAGUGACAUAGAACAGCAGCUAUUUAGGAGGUAUUGUAUUAAAAAUACUCGACUCAACAAGUCGAUGAUAACUAACAUCAAAGAGUAAUCAACGGUAAUCACUGACUAAUCAGCUUAUCAGUCAUUGAGGACCAUGAAAUGAUAAGUAACUAAAUCGACGACUAGUUGAAAAUGGAAAAAAAAUUGUGGCUUACUGGUUCAUCCAUGCCAUGGAUAACUCGGCUAUUCAGCUAUCAAAAGGUUCAUACUCAUGCUAUUACUUAGUUGCAUGUACAGUGGAAUCUCUAUUUCACAAAACUCGCUAUAACAAAGUCCCGGGUGUGACGAAUGAUAUUCUUCUACCCGGUAAUAAUAAAACAUAUGAAAGAGAACCCCGAUAUUACUCAACUCUGUUUAGCGAACAUAUUUUCACAGCUCUUUGGCCGUUGCUUACAUCAAGGUGUCCACUGUAGCAGUUAUACUGACUUUUUUCCAAUCUUAUUGACAGAAACAGGUACACACGUGCUUUUUUUGUCAUGCUUAUGCUGAAUUUGUGUCAAGUGAAAGACAUACAAAUUACUAACGGUAUUCUUAGGCAUUCACCCGUGCAUAAAAAAAGUAAAGCCUUGGAGCCGACUGGCUCAUUGCUGUCGGAACUUAUCCCGGUUUCUGUAGCAUGA